Molecule: messenger RNA, 3045 nt
Organism: Wallemia mellicola CBS 633.66
Lineage: Eukaryota; Fungi; Basidiomycota; Wallemiomycetes; Wallemiales; Wallemiaceae
Product: TBC-domain-containing protein
Exons: 9
Coding region: 1-3045 (1014 amino acids)
Molecular function (GO): calcium ion binding
Source: RefSeq, a predicted model, not a curated record
AUGUCACAACUCACGAUACUACGGGGAUAUAGAGAUCCUACAAAGAACGACUUAUUAGCUGAUUAUUUUAGGCUUCCUAUAUCUUCUGAACCGUUAUCAGAACUCGCUGCGACGUUCGGCGUUCACGGUACGGGCCAGGUAUUCAGCGGGAAUCUCUAUCUUUUUAAGAGCUUUCUAUGCUUUCAGUCUUACGAUAAGAGAAGCUGCGUUACAAAUAUACCUUUGUAUUCUAUUAGGAGAGUUGAGAGACUUUCAACUAUCAACCAACCGGGGACACUCGCAUUAUCGCUCAUACUCUGGCAUGGACUUAAACUUGUAGUGCAACUAAACACUCUAAAACCAACUUCAGAUGAGUUCUGCAAUCAUCUGAAGCAUAGCUUGCGCGAACAGCUUAGCCAAAUGAAGCACGUUAAGGCCUUCGCCAAGGGUUGUUACUCUGAGCGACUCGUCGGCGAGGAAAUAAACGAUAACGAUAAUGACGACCUUGACCAUAAAGAUAACGAUAAUGAUAACGAUAACGACAAGACAUAUCACCACGGUUUGGGUGUACAAUUUAAAUAUCCAGGCGAUCCAAAGAAACUCAGAGAAAAGACAAAGUUACGUCUCUGGAAGGAGUAUUUUAGAUUGCAUGGUCGCAACAUCACUCUCGUCAGAUACCCUCAAUUCAUCAGACUCGUACAAGUCGGUCUGCCUUCAAGACUCCGUGGUGAAAUGUGGGAAAUCCUUUCUGGUUCGAUAUACGACCGAUUUGCGAAUCCAGGCGAAUACCAACGCAUUCUUGAGUUACACGAUGGACAAUCGAGCAUGGCAACUGACGAGAUCGAGAAGGACCUUAACAGGAGUCUCCCUGAAUACGGCGCAUACCAAGACCCAGCAGGUAUUGCCGCUCUGAGGAGGGUUUUAACUGCUUAUAGCUGGCGUAAUCAGGAGCUCGGAUACUGUCAGGCAAUGAACAUCCUCGUCGCGGCCCUACUCAUAUAUAUGUCAGAAGAGCAGGCAUUUUGGUUUUUGGAUAAAAUAUGCACGCGUAUAUUACCCGGAUACUACAGUGCAUCGAUGUACGGUACACUACUCGACCAAAAGGUUUUCGAACACCUCGUCCAAAGAACCAUGCCAUCUUUGCAUGAACACUUCGUUGAAUCUGAUAUCCAACUUUCCGUUUCAUCACUUCCAUGGUUUUUGAGUCUUUACAUCAAUUCUAUGCCACUCGUCUUUGCAUUUAGGAUUAUCGAUUGCUUUGUGGCAUUCGGACCAAGAGUUCUUUUCCAAGUCGGUCUCGCAGCCCUUAAAGUCAACUACGCUAAGCUUAUCGAUGCGACUGACGAUGGAAUGGUCUUGAAUAUAUUCAGAGAUUACUUCGCUAGUCUUGAAGAACCAGUACAGCCAAACUCAACCGAUCCAAAGGUACUCAACAUUACGAACUUUUCAGAACUCCUAGUCGUUGCAUUCAGAGAGUUCAGUGUUAUCACCGAUGACACUAUCAUUGAAGAGAGGAGAAGAUUCAGGGCUGGUAUUGUGAAAUCCAUCGAGUUGUUCUCAAAGCGCUCAGCUAUACGUAACCUGAAAGACCAGGCCAGGUUCGGACCUGAUGGAGUGAAUAAAAUCUUUGAUCACUUCUUCUAUGCUUUAUGUAAAACACCAACGCCUUUGGCAGCAUUACCACCAUCAACCCCAUCGAAAUUACGCGAAAAUGAAGAACUUUCAGAUAGAACUGAAACAGUAAUUGAUUUGGCUACUUUUAGGGUUUUCUUAUCUGAUAUUGCGACAUGGGCUCGUGAUGAAAAAAUCAUCAACAACGGCUUCCAAGAGCGUAUUGUACGUUCAGUUCCUGAAAAUGAAAUAUACAGGAAGUUAUUCAAGAGCUGGGACUACACUGGACGUGAUGCACUCGGUUUACAGGAUCUCGUGAGGGGGUUAGACAGCGUUAUGUUCAAUGGAUUGCUCGAUAACAUUGAAUGGUUUUUCAAUCUACAUGAUUCAGAUAAUGACGGUUACCUCACUAAAGAUGAGCUAGUACAGCUCUCUGAGAGUCUCUUAUUUAUAUUCCGUGCUGAACCUGGCGACGCUUACCUCGGAGCAGUCAGUAAAUUCAUGACGAAUGCUUUCGAAUAUGCCGAUAGCCUCAUUGAACAACCACAAGCAGUUAAAGAAACGAACAAAAACGAUGAACCAAGUCAAAAAGAUCCUCUAAGCGCGACAGAGGUAUCUGACAACUGUGUGCCUGGAUCACCUCAGGUUAGCAACCAUGAUCCAUACAUUAAUUUGGCCACAUUCAGAAUGGUCUGUCUGGCAGAUGAACUCCUCGAAGCCUUCUUCGAUACAGAUCUCAGACAGAGUUUCAAAUUCGAAGACGUACCUCAAUCUGCUAUUGACCAACCACUUAUCGACUUGUCAACAUUAGACGACAUUGGCAUUGGCAGUACGGGUUUGGUAGGUAACAUCCUUGGUGGGAUAUUUAGCAAGGAUAAUAAGGAAAUAUUGAAUGGUAUAGCGGACGAAAUUGGUAAAUCUAUUGGUAAACAUCAAGUAAUCUACAGACCAUCAUUCGGUAGAGUCAAUAGCGAGGUUGAGAUUGAGGAAAAGAGGAGACCAGCACCUGAAGAGAAGGACAGUAGUAUUGUCAGUGGAGUGGCAAAUCUCUUGUCAUCGACACCAUCAUGGUUCAGCAGGUCGAGAUCCGAUAUCGGACAAGCGGAAGAACAAGAAAUGGAAGAGAAGACAAGGAAGCCAGAAGAGACAUCCCUACUUAGUCAGGGCGAUCAGAACAAUGGUGAAUCACACCUCGCAUCUAUCAAAGCAGCACAAGAGGCACUCGCCAAUCGUCAAGCAUUCGCAAUUGACCAACGCGAAGAUGAUGAUGAAGACUUCGAUGAAUCCCUUAAUGAUGAUGAAGAAGCAGGUGGUGAAUUCGCAAUUGGUAGUGAUGAAGAUGAUGACAUGAUCGACGAAGUUGAUGCUAUUGAGCUUGAUGAUCAGCAUGCAAUAGUUGCAGAGGAAGCUGAGAAGAUUUUGAAUGCACCAGUAGACAAAGACCAAAGAAUUUAA